Messenger RNA from Olea europaea var. sylvestris, 1257 nucleotides. Its product is annotated as eukaryotic translation initiation factor 3 subunit J-like. Gene Ontology annotation, molecular function: translation initiation factor activity. The record is from RefSeq and is a predicted model, not a curated record. Lineage: Eukaryota; Viridiplantae; Streptophyta; Magnoliopsida; Lamiales; Oleaceae. Gene Ontology annotation, cellular component: eukaryotic translation initiation factor 3 complex; cytoplasm. Bases 258 to 932 code for a protein of 224 amino acids. The transcript is spliced from 7 exons.
AUUCAACAAUAACCCUAAUAUCAGAACGGUGGGUCCGGACUGUUCAUCUUCUUCUUCUUCCAUCUCUACCCUUUCUCGCUGUGUAACCUGCUAGCACUUGUCGCCGUGCCAAGCGUCUAUAGCCCUGAUUUAAUUAGGGUUCAUUUUUUCUCAACAAUUCGGGCUUCUAUCUAAAGCUUGAAAAGAUAAUAUUUGGGCGAUUCACGCAGUUAGCGAAUUUUGAAGUCUUUUUCUGAGUUCAUAAGAAACGAAAAUUGAUGGAGGACUGGGAGGAUGAGCCUACUUUAGAUCUUCUCAAAAAGGAGCAACCAAAGAGUAAAUGGGAUGAGGAAGAUCUGGACGAUAAUGAUGUAAAGGAAUCUUGGGAGGAUGAAGACGAGCCUACUCCGGCACCUAAAGUUGAGCCACCUCCUGUAAAAGCCCCAAUGAAGGUUGCAGCCACAUCUGGUGAAAAGAAAGGGAAACCUGUUGAAGCUGAAAAGGAGGCCCCAUUAGAUCCUUUAGAAGAAAAACUCCGACGGCAGAGGCUUGUUGAAGAAGCUGAUUAUAGGGCCACUACGGAAUUGUUUGCCAAGAAGGGUGAUGAGAAAACCCUUGAUAAUUUCAUUCCUAAAACCGAAAACGACUUCUUAGAAUAUGCAGAACUUGUUGUUCAUAAGCUUCGUCCAUACGAGAAAAGCUUUCAUUAUAUUGGAUUGCUGAAGGCUGUAAUGAGAUUGUCAAUGACUGGUUUGAAAGGGUCAGAUGCCAAAGAAGUUGCCUCUUCGGUCAAUGCAAUUGCCAAUGAGAAGAUAAAAGCAGAGAAAGAAGUUAAUACUGGCAAAAAGAAGACUGGUGGAAAGAAGAAGCAACUGCAUGUUGGCAAGCCUGAUGACGACGUGGAUGUUGGUGGUGGAGGGUACAAUGACUAUGACGACUAUGAUUUUAUGUGAGCAGUCAUUUUUGGUUGGUAAACUCAGCGUAGACUAGUUGGCAUUCUUACAUUGCUACACCUUGGGAAUUAGGGUCUCUGCAUUUUUAAGUUAGCUGUAAUUCAAGAGGAUCCCGCGGCCCUCACUCUCUCCCAAUUAGGAGAUGGAUUGAGUAUCAACUGUGUCACUGUCUUGUCUUGACUGAGAACACUUAAAUUUUUCGGUUCGGUUGGUGGGCUUAUCAUUACUUAUUUAUGGAUUUACGGUUUUGAACAUGAACUGUAAUCUAUUAUAUCAUGCUAGCCAGAUUUUGUGUGAAUAAAUCUGUCCCGAAUAAUUGGUUCUU